GAAAACCCAAAGAACAACAUAUAAACUUUGAUAAUUGAGAAAUAUGUCCACUUUUACCAAUAUCAUUUGAUAUCAUUUAGAUUCUGAUGGUAAAAUGUCAGGAAUUACAUGUUAUACUGAAACGUUUAAAAAUUAUUUACACCUUUGUCUCUUUGGUUUACAGUCACUCCUGUCAUCAAACUCCUGGUUCAAUACUGAAGGACUGAAGAGUUUAACUUUAACACAUCUGAGGAGAAAAGUUUCAAUUACAGCAACAUGAGCCUCAACAACAGCGACACUCAUGAUGGCUAUAAUAAUGACAUCGAUUAUGAACAUUUGCUAGAUCAAAUCCGACGAUGGGUGAAUUGGAUCACCAUUGGAAUUGGACUUCCUCUAAUUCUUAUAGUGAUGAUUGCAGUUGUUUUCCAGGUGAAAAAGGGUCAAGAUGCUCCAGUCUAUGUCAUCAACCUGCUGGUCUCUGAUCUCAUUCAGCUCUGCUGCAGGAUGUCAUCAGUAGUAAAUUUAUUUCGCAUCACAUUUUAUGCUGUAUUGGUCAGUGUUGGAUUCAUGGUGUGCAUCUCUUGUGAAAGGUAUCUGGUCAUUGCCAAGCCACUGUGGUACAGAUUCAGGAGAAACAUCAAGACAUAUGUGGUGGUCUGCAGUCUGGUCUGGAUACUUCCUGUUGUUUUUCUGAUAAUGAUUUAUGUGGCUCCUGGUCUGCCAGAAGUCAUCAUCUGCACAGUUUUUCUCCUCCUGCCCUUUCCGUUGUUCAUCUUCUUCUUGGUUGGGACUAUCAAAUCUCUCUCUGGAGCGCUUCGUGUCCCAGCAGAUGAAAAACGACGAAUCGUAGCCAUUCAGGCCGUGGUGCUGCUUAAUUACACUCUGCUUUAUCUGCCCAUCAUCAUUUUGUUUCUGAGUAGUUUUAAAACCUUCCACAUUAUUAAAAAU
Poecilia latipinna (sailfin molly) is the source of this 927-nucleotide messenger RNA. RefSeq names its product G-protein coupled receptor 4-like. Lineage: Eukaryota; Metazoa; Chordata; Actinopteri; Cyprinodontiformes; Poeciliidae. The transcript has 3 exons. Gene Ontology annotation, biological process: phospholipase C-activating G protein-coupled receptor signaling pathway; positive regulation of Rho protein signal transduction. Gene Ontology annotation, cellular component: plasma membrane. The annotation marks the transcript as partial. The record is from RefSeq and is a predicted model, not a curated record. Gene Ontology annotation, molecular function: G protein-coupled receptor activity.